CGUGGUAUUAAUAAGAGGAAACUCAGGAAAGACACAAAAGGUAACAAAGCUGAUCUUCAAAGUUCAAACUUCAAAGAGAGAGAGAGAGAUGGAGGAAGGGAAGGGAGUGGUGAAGCACAUGGUGCUGGCCAAGUUCAAAGAUGGAAUCUCAGAGAACCAGAUAGAGGAAUACAUCAAGGGCUAUGCCAACCUCGUCAACAUCAUUGAACCCAUGAAGUCUCUCCACUGGGGCAAGGAUAUCAGCAUUGAAAACCUGCAUCAUGGUUUCACUCAUGUCUUUGAAUCUACAUUUGAGACUAAAGAGGGUCUUGCAGAGUAUAUAGCUCAUCCUGUUCAUGUUGAAUUUGCAAACGUGUUCCUUUCCAGCUUGGAUAAAGUCCUUGUGGUUGACUUCAAACCUACUACUGUUGAUAUCUGAAUCAAAAGAGCAGUGACAAUCAUCUUAGAUCCAUCUAUGCUGCCUCUUAUUGGAACUUUACUAUGCAUAAGGUUUAAAAAUCAGGUCUUAUCUCAUUGAAUGUGGUGAAGUGUCUUUCUUUUUGUUUUAUCUUUGUUAUGUCAAGUUAGAUUAAAGAUUGUUCCCAAAAAUUAAUAAAUUUAUGGAAACCUAUGCAUAUUUCUCAAUUA
Messenger RNA from Quercus robur (English oak), 627 nucleotides. Its product is annotated as stress-response A/B barrel domain-containing protein HS1. Gene Ontology annotation, biological process: pollen tube adhesion. Bases 89 to 418 code for a protein of 109 amino acids. The transcript has 2 exons. NCBI's taxonomy places the organism in Eukaryota, Viridiplantae, Streptophyta, Magnoliopsida, Fagales, Fagaceae. The record is from RefSeq and is a predicted model, not a curated record.